UCGAGUCUGCAUUUCCUUCCUUAGAAGAGUCUGGCUUCGUCUCCACCCCUAGGCUGUGGACCUCCAGGGAUCCCAAGUGAAAAUCAGCGACGUUUACCAACGCCUCCUGAUGGCUGAUUCUCAGAACCGCUUCCUGUCUCCUGAUGUGGUUUCUCCCUCUGCCAAGCAUCCCUGCAUUGUGAUGCCAUCUGCCACGAGACUCCCUGAAGCAAAGCCAGUGCUGCCACCGCCCCCUGGAACCUCAGAACCGGGUCCUCAGAUGGCUGAAGGAGAUCCAGUGCCGGCUGGACCACCCCGCAGGAGGAUCCAGGGAAGCUGCCCGAGGCCCCGCCAGGCCAUGCUGUCAGAAGCUCCUGAAAGCAGAACUGCUGAGCCCAGGGAGGACAAGGAGGACUAGGAAGAGGUUCUGCUCACCCGGGCCAAGCAUGGGACCCCCCCCAACUCCUCCAUCCCCAGCACCCAGGCCUCUGUGGGCCCUGAGGACUUACUUCGGUGGACCUUGAGGACGGUGUACACCAUGCCGGUAGAGAGAUCUUUUAUCAACUGGUCCACUCUGCAGAUGCCCACACAGCUGGAGCUGAGACAAGUGAAAGCCAGGAGCCCAGAGCUCAAUCCAGGUACCUCACAUAGGUGACAAGGGCCCAAAUACUUCAGCUAUCAUCUGACACCUCCCAGGGUGUACAUUAUCAGGAAAUUGGAUUCAGAAGCAGAGCUAGUGCUCAAACCCAGGCACUGCAAUAUGAAAUGUGAGUAUCCUCACCAGUGUCUUAACCACUGCACUGAAGAGAUACACCAGAUGUGUGUACCUUUCAAAGAAUCCUAAAAUACACGUAAGCCUUUUCAUACUUGUUGGAAUUUUUUUAUUUUUUGCUCCUCCAUAUGUUCAUUUUCAAAUAGCCUAUAUUUGAGUUUACUGCUUCUUCUGUUUGAUAUAGUUUCCCAUUGAUACAUUCUAUCAUAUUCUAAGUUUUGGUUAGUAUAAUUUUAGCUUAAAGAUUUCUGUUUGGUUUUUGAAAAUUACCUUCAUUUCUUGAGGGCCGGCACCGUGGUGCAGUAGUUUAAUUCUCUGCCUGAGGUGCUGGCAUCCCAUAUGGGCGCCAGUUCUAGUUCUGGCUUCUCCUCUUCCCAUCCAGCUCUCUGCUAUGGCCUGGGAAAGCAGUAGAAGAUGGGGCAAAUCCUUGAGCCCCAGCACCUGCAUGGGAGACCUGGAAGAAGUUCCUGAUUCGUGGCUUCGGAUCGGCACAGCCCCACCAUUGCAACCAUUUGUCCUGUUCCUGGUGCUGAGCCAGAUGCCAAGUACCACGCCACCAGUGCCAAAAUGGCAAUCACUUCUGGAGCCCAAGACCCAUGCUUCCGGUCCUGAAGUGGACUCACUUCCAUCAUCCAUCAGUGAUGCUGUUUGGAAUAACACUCUGCUGGGCAGCCUUGUGGUCUUCGCCAGCCUCUUGGUGUUGUGCAACACGCAGUGCUAUGUCGAACUCUAUGACAAGAACCCGGAGGAUCCCCCUGAUGAAUGCAGGGACCUUGAUGGAGUCACACACAAGCUGAACGUGGAGUGGAAGACUGAGAACUGUUGCACAUGUAGUUGUGAUGAGACUGGAAUUCAUUGCUGCAACACUGCUGCCAUCCCCGGAGGUUUUGAUACCACAAAGUGCAAGACGAUCUUCCACAAGGACACUUGCAGCUACUCCGUGGUGGAGCUGGAGAACCCGGACAAGGAAUGUCCAGUCAGCUCGUGGAUCCUGUGAAGAGCUAGCGGGCCCAGGUCCUCCCGCGGGCCCGGACAGCCCGAUGUACAGCCCUGCUUAUCAGUAAAGCAUGUGUGGAGCAAU
Messenger RNA from Oryctolagus cuniculus (rabbit), 1832 nucleotides. The record is from RefSeq and is a predicted model, not a curated record. Lineage: Eukaryota; Metazoa; Chordata; Mammalia; Lagomorpha; Leporidae.